This is a messenger RNA of Cricetulus griseus (Chinese hamster), 2122 nucleotides long. NCBI's taxonomy places the organism in Eukaryota, Metazoa, Chordata, Mammalia, Rodentia, Cricetidae. The record is from RefSeq and is a predicted model, not a curated record.
CCGUGCUGCGCCGCCUGCGGGAGGCCGAGGAGGACCUUUGGAACUCCGAUUUCUGUGAUUCAGCACUGGAAACCAUCACCCAGUGUCUUAGAAAACAGCUGGAGCAGCUGCAGGACCUAAGGGAAGCCCUUGGAAGGCUGACCCUCAGCUCAUCACCUGGUGGGUCGGGAGAGUCCUCAGCCAGGAGCACUUCCCCUGUGAGGUGUGUGUGCUAUGGUCUUGGGAACUUCGCCUCUAGUGUCACUGCUCGGAGCCAGCUCGCUUUUAUGCUUCUUUUCCUGGAGAAGUGCCAGAUCCCCAGAAGCCACUGCCAGGUCUAUGACCCUCUGUUCAGCCAAGCUGAAGUUUCAGUGCUCACUUCCCUCGGUGUGACUGUCCUCUGUGAGAAUGAGGAAGGCAAGCGCAGCACCCAAGGCCAACCCACCAUCUUCUACAUGCCACAUUGUGGCACAGCUCUAUACAACAAUCUGCUGUGGAGCAACUGGUCCAUAGACGCCCUUUCCAGGGUGGUCAUCAUUGGGAACAGUUUCCAGUGCAUCGAGGAAAGGUUGUUGGCAAGGAUUCUGCAGAAAAAUUAUCCCUACAUUGCAAAGAUUGUGAAGAGCCUGGAGGAGUUCCCACUGCCGCAGACUCCACGCUACAUGGACACCUUUAAUGACACUUCUGUCCACUGGUUCCCUCUGCUGAAGCUGGAGGGACUUCCCAGGAACCUGUGGGCAUCUCAGGAAGAACCUGACUACCAGGACUGCGAGGACCUGGAGAUCAUCAGGAAACAGACAGGCAGCUCAGCUGGCAUAGCAGGACAGUAUCUGCCACCUGGGCCAGGAGCCAUGCUGCAGACCAUGCCAUCUCCUUUGCCAGGCAAGAAAUACAGCCCAGCUGCUGGUAUCACAUCACAUUCUGCUCUGGUGGCCUGGUCUCCCAAAUAGAGACAUUGUUUGUAAAGUCAGUUUAAAGUGCUGUUUAUUCACACCUGACUGGUGCAGGGCCCUGAUGUCUACUUGGCCAUGUCUAUGAGGCUCUGCAGGGAGGUGGGCACCCAAGUCUUCUCACCCUGCACAAAUACCACACCCCGGUCGAUGUAGAUGACAAUCCGGCCAAAGGUGUAGAGCUGUUUGCCCUCAUGCCGCUUGCCAAUGACAGGCAUGAACACAAUGUUGUGCUCUUCUGCCUUGGUCUCAAUGAGGUCCUUGAAGUUCAUAGGCACAGAGCUGGCAGCCACACCGAUGCCCCUCUGAGCCAUAUUCUCAGCCUCACGGCGUUCCUGCAUGGCCUCAUACUGGAAGUCCUUCCUGCGCUCCGUGUGGGUGAGGUAGGCAAUAUUCUCUCGUGCACCUGGCUGCAUGUAGGCACCUGAGAGAGGGAGGACAGUGAGGAGAGGUGACCCCAAAUGUACAGAACCCAACAUGCAUUAUGAUGGCAUGGUGUGUCCUCUGUUUAAGGACCCAGGCACUAAUACAUGGUCACUGCAUAAUUGAAGAGAGACAUAUCACAAAAUUGGUACAUGAACUUGCAGCUAAUAUCAAAUGCCAGAAGCGAAUCUGUUAGUAUCGGAUGAGAUGUGGACAAGGGCUGGGCCCAGAGGUGGCCUCCCGAAAUCACCACCCACAAGGUCACCUCAUAGUCUAUCAUGGCCUUUGCUGCCUCUACUUUCCCCUUGUCCACAGUGGCUCCUGCCCUCAAAGAAUGGAAAUCGGGGGUUGGAGAUUUGGCUCAUUGAUAAGGAGUAUGUAUUGUGCUUGCAGAAAAUCCAGCUUGAUUGCCAGCACCCACUUCAGAUACCCACAACUAUCUAACUCCAGACCAUGGGAUCUGAUAGCCUCUUCUGGCCUCCCCUGGCACUGCACUUGUGUGUAUUACGUGAGCCACGUAGCAAUGUGACUGUGCUGUAAUACAGCAAUCCUGGGCCCCCAACAGCAAGCAGUGAUACACAAGGACCUGUAGUGAUAGAUCUGCCUCCACACCUGCAACACUGACCACACCUUUUAGGCGUGGCCAUACAGGUUUGGGGUCAGAAGCCCCUUUGGGUCACCAGAGCAUCAGGGAGCAGAAACGCUACAGCAGUUACUUACUGUUUUCCGUGUUUUAAGUUAUUUACUAAUAAACUCCACUUAAUACUGGU